CAUAAGCGACGACGGUAUGACAACACCGUCUGCCAGAAUACGUGGCCCGUCGUUUUUCAUGAUUUCAGUGUCUUGUUUAUAUUUUUUAUUGGAAUAUUUCGUUGUGAUUUUCGCUUAAAGCCGUGUUCCGGCUUCAAUCAAGAUGAUGAAUCCACAGUAUUUGCCUCCGGGGCAAAAUAACAAUGCACCAAAUAAUCCUCUAGGGUUCCCCCCAACCUCCCAGGACUACAAUGGUGUCCAGAAUGCUAAUAUUUACAAUCACUCAUCAAAUGGGCCACAAAUACCAUCCAAACCUUUUGAUUCGGCUGAUGUGUCUCAAAAAAUGCAAAACAUGAACAUAAAUGGUCCUCAAGGUUUUCCACCAUCUCAAAUACCUUCUGGACAAUUACCACCUGGCCAACUACCAGGAGGAAAUUUCCCUCCAAAUUCAAACUUUGGGCCUGGCCAAGUUCCACCUGGGCAGCGACCACCAGGCUCUUUCCCUCCUGGGCGACCACCAGUAAGCGGCGUCCCUCAACAAAUGCAACACAUGCCGCCACCUAUGGGUCAGAAACCAUCUCCAUCGUCAAUUGCAGGACCUAUUCCUGGUUCUCAUCCUCAGAGUUUUGGACAAAUGCCACCUUCCAGUCAAUCUAAUUUAGAUCAUAAUAGGUCUUUUCCACUAGGACCACCUAUGCAUCAAGGGCCAUCUAUAUCCCAAGGUCCACCCUUGUCUCAAGCUCCUCCCAUGGCACAAGGUCCACCCAUAUCUCAAGGGCCACCCAUAUCCCAAGGGCCACCUAUAUCCCAAGGGCCACCCAUAUCCCAAGGUCCACCCAUAUCCCAAGGGCCACCCAUAUCCCAAGGUCCACCCAUAUCUCAAGGUCCACCCAUAUCUCAAGGUCCACCAAUGUCUCAAGCUAACCAGCAGCUUGGUGGUCCACCAUCUAUAAUCCAACAACCUCUUGGCGCUCCAGGAGGACCAGGACUACGUCAAGGUCCUUCUGGACCAGGGCAAUUGCCCCCACAUUCACAAUCUGCUCUUCCACCACAACCUAGGCCUCCUGGAUUACCACCACAAACGUCACAACCUAUAAAACCAGGGAUGCCGCCUCAAUCGCAACCUGGGCAACCACAGCCAGGUUUUCAUCAACCAGGCUUACCGCCCCAACCUGGAAUGCCUUUACAACCAGGAAUGUCGUCUCAGCCAGGAGUGCCUCCUCAAUUAGGAUUAGCUUCUCAGCCUGGGCAAGGCCAGCCACCAGGCCUUCCACAGCAACCCGGACUACCACCGCAAUCUGGACAUGGAUUGCCUGGACCACCUAAACCAGGAUUUCCAUCACAGCCUGGGCAACCCGGUUUGCCUUCCCAGCCAAGUUUUCCUGGUCAACCCGGAUUACCACCGCCUGGUCAGAUCCAAGGGCCACCUGGGUUUACCCAGCCUGGUUUGCCGCCGCAACCGGGUCCACCGUCGCAGCCUGGCGUUCCUCAGCAAUACCAAUCGAUGCCUGGUCUCCCGCAUAUGCCUCCACCAAUCUCACAGCAGAGGCAGUACCCUGGAAUGCCACCUGCAAGUCAACCAGGUUAUGGUCAGAGUGGACCGCCAACAAAUACUGGUUACCCAGGCAUGCCGCCAAUGCCGCCGUCGUCGCAGCCACAGCAGCCGGGCUACCAGCAGUCAGGGUACCCGCCGCAAUACCAGCCGCCGUUCCCCGGGCAGCAGCCCAGCUACCCUGGACAGUAUCAGCAGCAACAGCAGAAACAGCUUGAUCCAGACCAGAUGCCUAGUCCUAUCCAGGUUAUGGCGGACGACCAACAGAAUCGCGGCGGCGUGUUCGUCACCAACGAGAAGGGACUCGUGCCGCCGCUCGUCACCACCGAUUUCGUUGUCGACGACAAAGGCAACGCUAGUCCCCGCUACAUAAGGAGCUCGUUGUACAGCGUGCCGGUCACCGCGGACUUGUUGAAGCAAACGGCAAUGCCGUUCUGUUUGGUCAUAUCGCCGAUGGCGGAGACGGUAGGCGCGGAGCCGGAACCUCCACUGCUGGACUUCGCGGCGCUGACCAACUCGCCCAGCAUGGGCCCGGUGCGCUGCAGCCGCUGCAAGGCGUACAUGUGCCCCAACAUGAAGUUCAUCGACGCCGGCAGGCACUUCCGCUGCGCCUUCUGCAAGGCCACCACUGAGGUGCCGAUGGAGUACACGCAGUACGUGAACAGCAUGCAGCAGUACGGCCGCGUGCCCGCCGAGAUGGCGCUCGGCGCCUACGAGAUCGUCGCCACCAAGGAGUACUGCCGGAACAACAAGCUGCCGAACCCGCCGGCGAUCGUGUUCGUGAUCGACGUGUCGUACAACUCGGUGAAGAGCGGCCUCCUCGACACGCUCUGCGACAACAUACUCGCCAUACUCGACACAUUGCCUAAGGACGAGCAAACCGGCGAGUGCAAGACGCGUGUCGGCUUCAUCACGUACAGCUCCACGGUGCACUUCUACAAUAUUAAGGGGUCGCUGGCGCAGCCGCAGAUGCUGUCGGUGGGUGACGUGGGCGACAUGUUCGUGCCGCUUCUGGAGGGCUUCCUAGCGCCGCCGCCCGCCGCGCCCGUGCUGCCGCAGCUGCUGCAACAGCUGCCGCAGAUCUUCCGCGACAACAAGGAGACCGAGACCAUCCUGCUGCCCGCCGUUCAGGCGGGGCUGGAAGCCCUAAAGGCAGCCGACACAUCUGGUCAGCUGCUGGUGUUCCACACUUCACUGCCCACCUAUAAUGCACCUGGGAAGCUUACUAAUCGCGAGGACAGGAAAUUACUUGGCACUGAUAAGGAAAAGCAGAUAUUGGCGCCGGCGACGAGCGCGUACAACGAGGUGGGGCAGGCGUGCUCGGCGGCGGGCGUGUGCGUGGAGCUGUUCGUGUGCAACAACUCGUACGUGGACGCCGCCACCGUGGGCCAGCUGCCGCGCCUCACCGGCGGCCAGCUGCACAAGUACACCUACUUCACGGCGGACACGGACGGCGCGCGGCUGGCGGCGGCCGUGGCGCGCGUGGUGGCGCGGCCCACGGCGCACGACGCCGUCAUGCGCGUGCGCACCUCCACCGGCGUGCGCGCCACCGACUUCUACGGACACUUCUACAUGGCCAACACCACCGACGUCGAGCUGGCCGCGCUCGACGCGGACAAGGCGGUCGGCGUCGAGAUCAAGCACGACGACAAGUUGACGGACGAGGACGGCGUGUACGUGCAGGCGGCGCUGCUGUACACGCACCGCUCGGGCCAGCGCCGGCUGCGCGUGCUCAACCUGGCGCUGGCCGUGGCGCACCAGCUCGCCGACGUCUACCGCAGCACCGAGCUCGACACCUGCAUCAACUUCCUCACCAAGCAGGCCGUCUGGGCGCUCAGGGACCUCACCCCGCGGCAGGUGCGCGAGGGGCUGUCGGCGCGGUGCGCGCGCUCGCUGGCGUCGUACCGGCGGCACUGCGCGUCGCCGUCGUCCGCCGGCCAGCUCGUGCUGCCCGAGUCCAUGAAGCUGCUGCCGCUCUACACCAGCUGCCUGCUGCGCUCCGACGCGCUGCAGGGAGGCCCCGACAUGACGUGCGACGACCGGUCGUGCGCGAUGUACCGCGCGCUGACGGCCGACGUGCCCACCUCGGUCGUCUACACGUACCCGCGCCUGCUGCCGCUGCACGUGCUGCACCAGAGCCCGCAAGCUACCCCCACUCCGCUGCGCGCCUCCGUCGACAAGAUCAACGACCACGGCGUGUACCUACUUGAGAACGGCGUGCACAUGCUGCUGUGGGUGGGGUCGCAGGCGCCGGCCGACUUCGUGCGCGACGUGUUCGGCGUGGCGGCGCCGCAGCUCAUCGACCCGCAAGUUUACGAGCUGCCCGCGCUUGACAACCCCUGCAGCGCCGCCGUGCGGGCCGUCGUCGACGACGCGCGGCUGCGGCGACGCUCCGCCAUGAGGCUAACGAUAAUGCGUCAACACGACAAGCUGGAGACGGUGCUGCGCCACUUCCUGGUGGAGGACCGCGGCGGACGGCAGCGCGUCCUACGUGGACUACCUGUGCCACGUACACAAGGAGGUGCGCGCGCUGCUAUAGCACAUGUACGCGCAGUGAACACAACACGCACGAUCGCCGCCCGUCAUAUGAUACGGAUCGUGAUAACGGAUCGUCAUUCACAGUUGCUCAUAACUACUCACGCGGUCACGAAUCGUGAAAAGUCAGGAAUGCGUUCCAAUUGUACGAAUCGAUCUGAACGGAUCGUUAUUUUUCACGAUUCGGAUUUUGUUCUAUAGUUAUAUAUCUCUAUGUGUAUUAAAUCGUCAUAGUCGUAGAAUACUGACGGAUCUGACAAAGAUUACAUAUAAAGAUCCGUCAGUAUUCUACCACUAUGACGAUAUAAGAAUACAGUUCUUAUACAUACGUAUGGAUCUACUGAUGUCAAUCGUUAUUUAGAAGUAGGUUCAUUGAUAACGAAUCCUCAAUGAUCGAUUUCACGAAUCGUAUUAACAUCACAAUUGGGUUUUGUUGUGAAACGUGAAUGUCUAUUGCUCGUAGACGUGUGUGAACGGGCCGUAAACGGACCAUUCAUUAAACAUAAAGUUAUUUAUAUCGUUUAAACGGAAACUCGUUAAUAAAUUAAGUUAAUCUAUAAUGCAGUAACACCUUGUACAAGGCUGUUAUAACAGGGGGUCUACCAUGAAAUAAAUUUUCGAAUUUUCGAACUCAAUUUCGUGUUUUGUUCAUACUGAUUUGGUCCCAGUAAAUGGAUCUUAACAUUUAUUUUUAAUUAAUAUCCUACCAUAAAAGCCCAAAGGAACGAUAUUUUAAUAUUUCGUCAUAGUCGUAGAAUACUGACGGAUCUGACAAAUAUUGCAUAUAUAGAUCCGUCAGUAUUCUACGACUAUGACGAUUUUUAAACGGUAUGUCUUGUGUAAUUUUAACAUCAAAUUUAUGUUUCGUCGGGCCCCGAAAUAUCGAAAAUAUUUCAUGGUAAUCUCUCAGGUCUAUAGUGACGUCGUAACGACGUUACCUACCGUUGUAUGGCGGUGAUUAAAUUUUUUAGAAUACUAUCUCUUUAUAGAAUGAAAAUGUAUAAAGUCCAAUACAGACGUUAUUAUUAUGCAUUGUGUUGAUAUUUUUAAUAAAUGUAUUUAAAAACAAAAAUAGGAGUUUCGUUACAUAACGUAAGGAAAGUCAAGUCAGCAACUAAACCAACGUCCAGUCUCUGCCAAGGACAGAGCAGACAACAUUGUAUCGCCCUUGUUUAAUUCUUGACAUUUUGAUUCUUUUUUUCCAAAAAUUUUAUUUAUUAAUUCAUAGCUAUAAACGUUGCAUAAACUUACAAUGUUAUAAAUAUAUCUCGUGUUCUUCGCGGGUUCCUCUCAGCGGUAACAACAUUCCGAACCAUGCAAUACAAUACUAGAGGGGUUUUGCCAGUAGUUGCCAUGGUAGGCAGGCGGAUUGGCAACCGCAGUCAGGAUUUAGAGAUGUUUUAAGAGGGACGUUGCUGUUCAUCCCUCGCCCUCCCUUAGUCGCCUCUUACGACACCCACGGGAUAGGAAGGGGUGGCCUAUUCUAUGCCGGGAACUACGCGGGAAUAAUUUGUGUUCUAUCAUAUUGAACGAUUUGCACGUAUGCGCCGUUCAUAGUAUUGAAUUACUGAUGUCUAAUACAAUGCAAGUCCAGCUUUAAUCAUCGACUCGCUCCUAAUAAUUGUGUAUUUUAUUUUAAAAGUAUAUUAUUAUUAAACUAGAUAUUAUCGUUUUAUAUAAUUGUUAUUUUUAAAUAGCCUCGACUACUAUCGGUCGGGAGACAUAUUGUAGUAGUUUUUUAUUUUUUAAUUUGGCAACGAGCUAGUGUUGCCCGAUAUGCCACUUAACAACAGGCGGGAAACGGAACGGGAAAUACAAGAUAGUAAAUAAUUAUUGAAACCACACAUUUCUGUUAGUUUUUGUUUUGUUGUCAAUCCUGUUGACUGACUUGAGUGGUGUCGAGAUUCGGGACUUCCUUAGUAAUAAAAUCUAAAUGAAACUUUAAUCGCAAAGUUAAUUACUAAGAACAAGAACUUAUAUAGAAGGAGUGAUAAAAUUGUCAAUUCAUAGCAGCCUAGUGUAUAGAAAAUGUUAUACGGCCAUAUAACCCUACCAAAUUCAGAUACGUGCUUGCAUAUUGUCUACAUAAACUGUAUCCAAUAUAUAUUCUAGUAAUGUAAAAUUUGUCAUUGACAAAUAAUUGACAUAUCAAACAUUUUCUAUACACUAGCCUGCUAUGAAUUGAGAAAAAUAGCAACUGAUGGUGUAUCUUUCGUCCUCUUUUUACUAAUUAUAUUUGCAUAAGAAGAGAGGAGGCAACCAUAUGAUUUAGUUUUUAUUUUAUCAUUCCUUCUAUGUAAUUCCUUGUUCUUAAUUAUUAUGAAAUAGUAGUUUUAGUAGUUUAUCUAUUGUAAAAAUGUACUGUAAAAUUAUUGCAAUUAAAAUAUUCUUUUUAUAUUUCGGUUUAAUUGAUAUUGUAUAAUGAAUAGAUAUAUAAAUAGUGGCAGGUCGGUGGCCGUAAGUUUCUGUCGGUGUGCAGUCCGCGGUGUACUACACUGCAUUGUACUGUACUGUACUGUACUGUACUGUACUGUACUGCACUAUACUGUACUGUACUGUACUGCACUGUACUGUACUGUAUGUAUUGUUGUUUGUAAGGCUCGCCCGUAUCAGAGUGUAAAUAAAUAUAUUACAAUUACAAUACA
Molecule: messenger RNA, 6711 nt
Organism: Galleria mellonella (greater wax moth)
Lineage: Eukaryota; Metazoa; Arthropoda; Insecta; Lepidoptera; Pyralidae
Gene: Sec24CD
Product: protein transport protein Sec24C
Biological process (GO): endoplasmic reticulum to Golgi vesicle-mediated transport; COPII-coated vesicle cargo loading; intracellular protein transport
Cellular component (GO): COPII vesicle coat; endoplasmic reticulum exit site
Molecular function (GO): zinc ion binding; SNARE binding
Source: RefSeq, a predicted model, not a curated record